AUGAGCCACCCGUCGGGCCUCCGGUCCAGCGUCAGUUCCACCUCCUACCGCCGCACCUUCGGGCCACCGCCCUCACUGUCCCCGGGGGCCUUCUCCUAUUCGUCCAGCUCCCGCUUCUCGAGCAGCCGCCUGCUGGGUUCGGCGUCCCCCGGCUCCUCCGUGCGCCUGGGCAGCUUCCGCGGUCCCCGGGCGGGCACGGGCGCCCUCCUGCGCCUGCCCUCGGAGCGCCUCGACUUCUCUAUGACCGAGGCGCUCAACCAGGAGUUCCUGGCCACGCGCAGCAACGAGAAGCAGGAGCUGCAGGAGCUCAACGACCGUUUUGCCAACUUCAUCGAGAAGGUGCGCUUCCUGGAGCAGCAGAACGCGGCCCUGCGCGGGGAGCUGAACCAGGCCCGGGGCCAGGAGCCGGCCCGCGCCGACCAACUGUGCCAGCAGGAGCUGCGUGAGCUGAGGAGGGAGCUGGAGCUGCUGGGCCGGGAGCGCGACCGGGUGCAGGUGGAGCGCGACGGGCUGGCGGAGGACCUGGCAGCGCUCAAGCAGAGGUUGGAGGAAGAGACUCGGAAGAGGGAGGAUGCGGAGCACAACCUCGUGCUUUUCCGUAAGGACGUGGACGACGCCACCCUGUCUCGUCUGGAGUUAGAGCGCAAGAUUGAAUCUCUGAUGGAUGAGAUUGAGUUCCUCAAGAAGCUGCACGAGGAGGAGCUGAGAGACCUGCAGCUGAGCGUGGAGAGCCAGCAAGUGCAGCACGUCGAGGUGGAGGCGACCGUGAAGCCCGAACUGACAGCGGCGCUGAGGGACAUCCGAGCCCAGUACGAGAGCAUCGCGGCGAAGAACCUGCAGGAGGCAGAAGAGUGGUACAAGUCCAAGUACGCCGACCUGUCGGACGCCGCCAACCGGAACCACGAGGCCCUGCGCCAGGCUAAGCAGGAGAUGAAUGAGUCCCGACGCCAGAUCCAGAGCCUGACGUGCGAGGUGGACGGGCUUCGCGGCACAAACGAGGCGCUGCUCAGACAGCUGCGGGAGCUGGAGGAGCAGUUUGCCCUGGAGGCCGGCGGGUACCAGGCGGGCGCCGCGCGGCUUGAGGAGGAGCUGCGGCAGCUCAAGGAGGAGAUGGCGCGACACCUGCGAGAGUACCAGGAGCUUCUCAACGUCAAGAUGGCCCUGGACAUCGAGAUCGCCACCUACCGGAAGCUGCUGGAGGGCGAGGAGAGCCGGAUUUCCGUGCCAAUCCAUUCCUUUGCAUCCUUGAGUAUAAAGACGACUGUACCUGAGGUGGAGCCUCCCCAGGAAACCCACAGCCGGAAGAUGGUUCUGAUCAGGACCAUUGAGACCCGGGAUGGGGAGGUGGUGACAGAGUCUCAGAAGGAGCAGCACAGUGAGCUGGACAAGUCUUCUCCUCAGAGCUACUGA
This is a messenger RNA of Rangifer tarandus platyrhynchus (Svalbard reindeer), 1410 nucleotides long. Lineage: Eukaryota; Metazoa; Chordata; Mammalia; Artiodactyla; Cervidae. The record is from the annotation of a GenBank genome assembly.